Molecule: messenger RNA, 1428 nt
Organism: Symbiodinium natans
Lineage: Eukaryota; Dinophyceae; Suessiales; Symbiodiniaceae
Source: the annotation of a GenBank genome assembly
AUGCAGAGCCGAGGGAGCUUGACCGACGUUGUGAAUGGCUUCGGCGGCGACGCCGUGGCUGAGAUCAGAAAGCGCGAGUUCGAUGCCAUAACUCCUGAACAACUGCUGGAGGGUAUCCGAGCAGACUUCGAAGAACGCCAGUACCUCUGGUCAGGGGACAUCGACACAGAACUCUAUAGCGAAGCAUGUCGAUUCACGGACCCGACGAUCUCGUUUCAAGGCUUGUCCAAGUUUGAGUCCAACAUGCGGAACCUGAAGCCGAUAGUAGAUGCUCUGGUUCCAGAAGAGCAGCGAAGGUGCGUGCUGCGUGACAUUCAGCUUGAGGAAUCGGGCGAAGUCGUAGCCAAAUGGAGCAUGAUCGGGAGUGUGAGCUUGCCAUGGUCACCUCGAAUCAAUGUAGGCGGCAAGACUCGAUACACUCCAGGCGAGGAUGGCCGCAUAAAGUCCUACUUUGAGCAGUGGGAUAUCCCGGCCAGCGAGGCACUGGGGCAACUUCUGCGGCCCACAAAGAGCGACGAAGUGGAGCACUGGCCAGGUCAGUUCCUGGGUGCCGCUCCCCCACAGCCAAAGCGAGUGGCUCGAACGCCUGUGUCCGCAGUUCUUCUCCCAGGUUUCGGCAACGAUGCAAUCGACUAUGCCGAGCCGCUGGGCCAGGACAGUGCGGUCGGGUUGCAGGCCUGCCUCCUUCGGCGUGGAGUUCAGGCGUCGGUCGUUCCAGUCAAGCGCUCCGACUGGUUGAAAGUCUUUGCCGGCUUACUCCUUGACGCUGACAGCCGCGCAGGAAAUGGGACCGCUCAGACAGCAUAUGGCUGGUAUCUGGACCUGGCAAAGGCAGAGGUAGAGGAGACCGUGCGUUCUGGCGGCAAGCCCGUUGUCCUAGUGGGCCACAGCGCUGGAGGCUGGCUGGCACGUGCUCUGCUUCAGCGAGAGGGCAAGGAUUGGGCGCUGAAUCACGUGCAGGGCCUAGUGUCCCUGGGCACUCCGCAUCGGCCACCCCCGAAAGGGAAGAUGGACAUGACGUUUGGCUGCUUGCGCAAUCUCAACAAAGCCCACCCUGGAGCGUACUUCUCGGACCACCUUUUCUACGUAUCUGUGGCGGGGGAUGCGGUCACUGGUCAGAAGCUGGAAGGCAACAUCCCAAUCGUGGAGCUCAUCCAGUCGCCCUCUCCAGAGUCGACCGCGUGGAAUAGCUAUGUGGCCUUGGGCGGGCUCGGCAAUGCAACCGGCGAUGGCUUGGUGCCGGUGGACUGGGCUCACCUACAGGGUGCAGAGCAGCUGACCCUGAAGGGCUGCCUACACAGCAUCAACGUGGCAGGAACCACGCGGCCCACGAACCGCUCUUACCUGUGCGAGCACUUUGUCGAUGCAUGGGUGGAGAAGGUCCUGGAGAGCAUUCGGGAAGAAACACCAGAAGCUGCAGUCCGCUAG